Messenger RNA from Mycotypha africana, 2356 nucleotides. RefSeq lists its product as uncharacterized. NCBI's taxonomy places the organism in Eukaryota, Fungi, Mucoromycota, Mucoromycetes, Mucorales, Mycotyphaceae. The coding region runs from base 112 to 2187 and encodes 691 amino acids. The record is from RefSeq and is a predicted model, not a curated record. The transcript has a single exon.
AAAUUGAAUAUUUUGAUUGGCGGGCACCAAAAAUCGGAUUAGAAAUAGCCAGUUUUUUGCAAAUCAUUGCUUGCUUGCUUAAUCUCUAUCUGUGUUGUAUGAUUAAAAGCAAUGUCGAUCGAACCAGACAUUCCAUAUACCCCACAAGAAGAUUCCUCUGAUUCCGAUGGAGAAUGGAGAGAUCCUUCCUUGCAAGAAACACCUAUAAAUGCAACGUCUAUCAACUUUACCAAUUUUGCUACUUUGAGUUAUAGCCCUAUCACGUCAGCUUCGUCUCCAUUAAGCCCUCUCAAUAAUCAUUCAGCGAGCAGUUCUUACAUCGAUUCUACAGCCACACCUGAUACAAGUCAUCGCAACGCCGAUGAUCAUUGGGUUCUUCCUGCUUAUCUUAAAUCAGCUGACAUAUUAGGCCUGAAACAAGCACGCAUUACUGAGAUUCAGAAAGCAUCCGGCUCGUUUAUCGAAUUUAAUCCUGGAUUAAAUCAAAUAGAUAUAUGGGGCGAUGCAGAAGCCAUUCAAAAAACCAAGGAUUAUCUUAAUAUGAUUGUUGAGCGUCUUCAAGAGCGCCAUGAACGUUUCCAAAGAAAGACAAAGAAAUGGGGCAGACCAGAACGAGAAUUAACAGAGAAAGAAAGAAGACGAGCUGAAAAGAGACAAGCGAAAAUCGAAGAAGAGAAAAAGUAUCACGGUAUACCUGCGGUUCCUCAGCACUAUAAUGCUUCUCUUCCAUUACCAGACUUUAGAUUACCUUUACUUCGCCUGACAGGGGAAAAUGAAGCAUUCUGGAACCAAAUCAGAGCAGACUGUAAAGCUUAUAUAUGGUAUGUUGAGAAGGGAAAUCUGGUAAGAGUGGCAGCAGAUACGGAAGAAGCAGUGAAAACAGCAACCACUCGAGUCCGAAAUUGGUAUUUGCGCUGUUGCCGUACACCUCAAGGCGCUACUUUAAGAUUGUUGCAGCAGCCCAAACAAAACUAUGUCAUAAAAUACAGGAAGUUACCCCCAGGAUUGAUCACUUAUGAAUAUGCCGAUCCAGAGAGAGAGCAAAACAUGUUGGAAAAACAUCGUAUGCUGGAAGCCCUCAGUACUGGUGGUGCGUUACCCUCACUUCAUCUUUAUGACUUAAUCAACUUAAAUGAUGAUGGGAGCGCCGCUUUACCAUCAGAACGCGCGCAAACAUUAGAUGCUCGUAACAAGGAGCAAAUUGAGUCUGCGCUCAUCAACGGUUUGGAGAGUUUACGUUUGAUUGAUUGGGCUAUUCGUAUGAAGAUUCGUUUUGGCCAAAUUUGUCUCAUUGAUUAUCCUAAAAAGGAUGGCAAAUUCUUGACUAUUGAAGACGUCAGUGAAAAAAUGUUCAAAAAGCCAAUGUUCAAAUCAGCUCUUGCACCAUGUAUCAGUAAAACAAGGGCAGGGCUUCAAAACCUAUUUGAAGCGCUUGGAGAUGACCCUAAUGCAGUCGAGUUUUCGGAUAAUCCACAAACGUCCUUUGUCAUCACAGCAGAUCAAUAUCCACAAGCAGCACCUCCACGGAUGCCUGGUCAACGUGCACCACCUCGCGGCGAUAUGUGGGAAACUGUCAUGAAUAUUUCAUUCACCGAAAAGGGCCAACGCCGUCUUUGGGUGACAAUGACGGACUGUACGAAUUUGGUCGAUGUUAACUGUACGAAUUUGGAAGGAAAUUAUUCAUGGGACCUUAGACUACAGUAUGCUCGUAGAUUACCAACUGAUGACAUUGAAUCCCCUCAUGAAAAGUUUGCUGAUUUAUUGCGAGUGAGCAAAAAUAACAGAUUAAUUAUGCUCACCUCCAGCGAUUAUAUACCCAAAAUUGUCACACAGCAGACAAAAUGGAAGUACGACUGGAAAGGUUAUGUAAUUGAGAUCUGCCAGGACGAGAUUUGGGAUAUGAAUAGAAUCGAAAGACCAGAUCAUGAGUUGCCGUUAGAUCUCAGUUUGGUUGACCCUCACCGCAUUCUCUUCAAGGUUUCUUUAUACAAAGAGGCAUGGGUUAACCGUUUUGCGGAGAACUUAACAUUACGAAUUGGAGAGGCCCCUAGCUGGACGUUAAGAGAUUUCUUGGCCAGUACAGACGAAAAUGCCGGAACAAUUAUGGAGGUCGCUAAGAAAUUCAGUGAAAUAUUGCACAAAAACGUUCCCUUAUACUGGGAAAACAGUGAAAAUUCGUUUUUGUAGAAAUUACACGGCAUCAACUCUCUUUGAGUACAUAUUGUAUUUGUAUAUAACAACUAUUGCGAAAUUGUUUCUAUUCGCUUUUCCUUCACUUCGCGCUGAUCUUUUCAUCCUGCUUGAGGCAGAUAUACUAUAAUAAAUAGUCGAUCUAUUCAUAUGCAUUAAAUCACCC